Prinia subflava (tawny-flanked prinia) is the source of this 7382-nucleotide messenger RNA. It is a transcript of the gene PTN, whose product is annotated as pleiotrophin. Lineage: Eukaryota; Metazoa; Chordata; Aves; Passeriformes; Cisticolidae. Gene Ontology annotation, cellular component: extracellular region. The coding region runs from base 258 to 755 and encodes 165 amino acids. Gene Ontology annotation, molecular function: growth factor activity. The record is from RefSeq and is a predicted model, not a curated record. The transcript is spliced from 5 exons.
UGCCUUCCCUCCUCUCGCCGCCUCGCCGCAGCCCGGGCUCCGCCGAGUCAAAGCGCGGAUCAGGUUCCCUGCCUCCAGUAUAAAAAUCUCGGCGAGAAAGCUCCGGCGGGAGAGAGAGCCGGGCGUGAGGCGGCGGCCGGCGAGCCCGUCCGUGGGAAGCGCAGGGACGCGCGGCGGCGGAGCCAGCCGCUGCUCACCGGGGACGGUCGCUGCUCGCCCCUUUCAGCUGCGGGAGAGGAGCUUUUUGCCGCCCGAAAAUGCAACAGCAACAACAGCAACGUCGAAUGUUCACGGCUGCCCUCCUGGCGCUCGUUUUCCUUCUGGCAGCCGUGAGUACCACUGAGGCUGGCAAGAAAGAGAAACCAGAGAAAAAAGCAAAGAAGUCUGACUGUGGGGAAUGGCAGUGGAGUGUCUGCGUGCCCACCAGUGGAGACUGCGGCCUGGGCACACGUGAGGGCACUCGCACCGGAGCUGAGUGCAAACAAACCACCAAGACGCAGAAGUGUAAGAUUCCCUGCAACUGGAAGAAGCAAUUUGGAGCGGAGUGCAAAUACCAGUUCCAGGCCUGGGGAGAAUGUGACUUGAACACGGCCUUGAAGACUCGGACCGGGAACCUAAAGAGAGCCCUUCAUAACGCUGACUGCCAGAAGACUGUCACAAUCUCAAAGCCCUGUGGGAAGCUUACCAAACCCAAACCUCAAGAAUCCAAGAAGAAGAAAAAGGAAGGCAAGAAACAAGAGAAGAUGCUGGAUUAAUGGAGUCAACUUGGGCAACGUGAGAAAGGGAAAUCAGCAAACAUGAUCAGUUAACAGUUUCAUUUAUACCUAGGCAUUUUAUCCUGAAAUUAUUUAUAGCUUACUGGUACCAUAGAAGGAAAAAAGCAAACACAAAAAAAAAGUCCUUUUUUUUAUUACUUUAGUAUUUUUAAUGUAUAACCCUAACAACAAUUUUUAGAGGCCUGUAAUAAAGGACUCCGAACUCAUUUAGAAAAUUAUGUCUAUUGUAUAUUGAACAAUGUAGAGGUUUUUAAAGUACUUUUUUUUUUUUUUCUUAAGUCUUGCCAUAGGUCUCAAUCUGGUAAUUGGUCCAUGCAAGCAGAGCCUGAGCCUGUGUGGAGCUCUGCUGAAGCCAGUGGUACCCUGUUUGAGCAUUGCACUCUGGCUGAAUGCGUUUAUACUUAAGAUUGGGACCUUAUAUCUGAAAAAUUGAGGCCUGUUUCUUAAUAUCUGAUUCCAUCUGCAUAACUGUAUAUUUGCUUAAGGAAAGGAUGGGGGCAUUUUGUUAUUUACAAGUAUGGGAUUUUCUUGGAUGUGUGCUUAAUGUUCAUUCCAAAAUGUCACCAUCUACAGGUAAAAGCCAGUAACACUCCUUUCCUCAACCAUAAUUUGCAUGCUGGCAGUAAAUCUAAAAUCUUUCAACAAUUGAACAUAAAAGAGUGCUAAUUUUUCAUGAUUUCUUAACAAUGAUUUUUCAAAGUGGAAUGAUGACAAAACCUUCCACUUUUCAGAAUAUCUGUGUUAGUAGAAGGUAGUGUCCUCCAUUUCAUCUAUAUAAGCUGAAAAAUGCUGUAUUUUACUUGUUCAUUUUGACAGAAGGGGGAAAAUCCUUCCCUAGAAAAGAUCUAGUUGACAUUGUUGUGUUUCUGCCUGACCCAGCUCCCCUUUGUAUCAGUUGCAAUAUUCCUGUUGAUCUUAAUUAUAGCUGGUUAAAAAAUAGUAUGUCUGGUGGGAAAUAAAAGGAGAAAUCUGUUUGGAAACCACCAGAGGUAGCUCAUAUUUUUGACCAAAAAAGAGAAAAUCUGUGGGACCUGAAACCAAUAGGAAUGAAAUUACGAAAUUAUUUUUGAUUUAUCUUUUAGUAAAACAGAAGAAAAAUAUAAAACCACUAUCUUUUGCUUUCUUCCAUUUUUAUGUAAGCAAAAAGAUCUUGGAAAAACUCAGUCAACAUAAAAUUAGUUGUAAUUUUUUUUCUAUAUAGUCUGCAAGGGAAAAAAAGAAAAAUUACAACCAGCUGUUUUUCAGUAUGCUCAGUUUUACCUAAUUUAAAUGAUUCUGAAUCCUGAGAGAAGUCACAAAGUAGAAAAAAGAUCUGACAAAUGACUGGUCUGUCUCACAGUAAAGGGUUGUUUAACAAGCUGACAGCAAGCAGACCCAAAUUUUUAGAGGAAACAUAAGGGAUUUCAGUGCCCAAAUUAAGUUCAAAAUCGUUGCUUCAGAAUUCUAAAUCUUAAAAUUCAACAGCAAGAAAUAAGCUUUGCCAUUUGUGUAGGCUACAGGCUUGCCUUCUGGUCAAGAGGAAUAGUCUCUCUUGUACUCCUGCGUGGUACCCACUGACUUCAGUGAAGCUUCAGCAGGCUGUGUUCAUCUGAGUAAAUCACAUUUCUCUCUUGGGAUUAGCUUGUAGACAAACAGAGAGUCUUUUCUUCCUACUAACAUCAAUCCCUUUUUCUAUGCAAAAAAAUUGUAACACUUGUCGAGCUUGCCCUCUUUUUUCUCACGUGGAGGGUAUGGCUGAUCUGGACUCACAGUGAGGCAAGUCCUUCUCUUCCCUAACACUCCUGAGCCUGCUAGCCAAGGCUGCACAUAGCUUAAGGUAGACUAGCCUCACAAUUAUUUCCCAGACUCCUUGGGUGUGUUUUGCAGUCUGUGUUGAUAUCCUUGUUAUUUUGACUAUGCUGUUAGACAUACCUGAGUCCGUGGUAUAGUUAAAAAUGUCCCCCACACAUGGUGGAUGUGCAAUGACCAAAUCUAAAAUCAUAAAGGCUCAUAUUUAGAUGGUUCUGGGUGCUAUUUGGUUUGUUCAUGGUCUAAUCAGGUCUACCUGUGCUUGUGCCUCAGACUUAAACUAAUGGUUUGGUAGGUCUGGUUGAAAGCAAAGGGAGAAGGAAACUUUUUCACUCACCAAAGGUUUGUCUGUCUAAAUGCUGCAUCAGUUCACUUAAAGUGGCUCAGCUUUGAGUGCAAACACUGUUGCACCAUUGUCUCACACUGGUUAAUCUAGUCCAUGUUUCAUAGGGAGCUGGCAGGAUUUGGGAAUGAUGUUGAGACCAACAUUUUGAUUGUCCUUUAGCAAGCCUUAGAUGUGACUUCUUAUUUCCAUCUCCAUGCGUAUAUAGACAAUAAAUUCCCCUGUGUUUCCUCUGACAUCUUAUGGCCGUUUCAUUUAACUGCCCAUCUGACAUGUUAAAGGAACAUCCCUAAUAGUUUUUGAAAGAAGCCAGUCGAGUUCCUGUGGUGGCUUAGAGCCUUCAUGGAGAGAGUUUACAGAAAAUAAAGAAACAACAAAAAAUAUCAUGUUAGGAACAGAAGAAAAUUCAGAAAAGGGUGUGAAAUAGGAGAACAUUUUUUACGUAUGACUCAGCCACAUGUUAGGAUCUAUACUGGCAUCUUAUUGUUGACAGCAAUUGGACUAAUAGUUUAUAAACUUAAAAUGAAGAAAAUUUCCAGUAAGCCAGAGGAAAACAUUCAGUGGAAAGUCUAGCUAUGCUGGAGGUGAUAAAGUAAUUCAUGGCAGAACACAGAGGAAGAUUGACUAGGUCAGUCAGGUCAGCUCUAAAAGAAGGCUCCUGGUUCCUAAAAGGAGCCCUUGUUUCACUAGUGACAUUAUCAAGAAAGCAAAAGGCAAGAUUCUGAACAAAACGUCUUCCCACCCAUCUUGAUCAGUUUCUACUUCAGUCAUUUUGAAACUUCUCCUUCUCCUAUCUUCUACCCUCCCUGCUAUGGGAGGGCAGACUUGUCUGACAGUGCUGCGGGAGCAGCUACUUCAGAUGAAAAACGUGUUUACCCUCUUGGUGCUAUCCUAUUACAAUGAAAAAUGACAUAGCAUAGAUGUGUUGCUUACCUAGUUUAACGGACAGAAAUUUGUUUCAUGAAUGUCCCUCUUGUGGAGUGGUUUACAUCUUCAUUUGCUACAGCUGUAAUGGAGUAUGGGGAGGUGAUAAAAAUCCCUGAAACGACAGCCUUUUUUCUGAGCACUCAAAUCUCUUAGAAAGAGAUGAGUGUGUUGCUGAACAUCAGCUGAGGAUGAAUCUGCAUCCAGACUCUGGAUCCCAGUGAGUUUAAACCUGAAUGUAUUCGGGUAUAUCUCCCUUCCCUUUCUCUAAGUAAGCUGAGGCAAUGCUUCUUUCAGUUAGGCCUGUCUAAAUCUUGAUUUACAAAAGUAUUCGAGGAUUGGGACAUUUUCUGACUUAGACAUGUCUUCUGACAGAAAUGCCCAUAGUGAAUGAGAGUCAUUACUUGGCAGCCUGGUCUAUUUAACAGUCUGUUACAUGCAGCAAAACUUCUGGGCAAGGCUCCAGGAAGGGAAAAUGUUUGUUGUACAUGCAGGUAGAUACUGAAUUGUAAUUUACUGAUUUUCAUCUUCUAAUUCCAUAAUGACAUUCUAGGCUGAAGUGUUUCUCAAAGGAGAAAAGUUAGAAGAAAUGAAAGAAUAACAAUUAUAAAAUGUAUAAACAGGCAGCUUUGGAGAGCUGGUCGAGAAGACACAGAUAGGAAGUCAGGAGCAUUUUAUACAAAUUUCUAUUGAAUGCUCCUUAUGUGUGGAAGGCAGAAAUACUGGUUGGCACAUUUAUUUUUAUGCUUUCCCUGAUUUGUGCCUUAAUGAAAACUAAUCAAAUGUAAAGUAUUAUAGAGAAGUGAAGUCCCACUCCAGCCUCAAAAGAAAAUUUUCAAGUGGAGGCAAAGUCAAAAGGAGACAAUAGUAUAUAGGCUAAUGUCAAUGUUGAGGGUGGGACAACAACCUGAUUUUCCCUCAGUCUAGGAACUGCAGCAACAUUAACAAUGUAAACUCAUCACUUUUCUAAAGCAAUAUAAUGGUGAGGUGUACACCAUUUUGAUAUGGCAUGGCAGUCUUUCAUGUCUCCCAAAUCCUACUAAGAAGGGGAAGCAGUAUGACAGUGGGGGUGAGGUAUCUUCAAGGUAUUCAGUCCAUUUUAAUUCUCUAGGACAGCACUUCUCUGAGACUGAAUUCCCUCCUUUGCAGAGACAGAUUAUACCUCUUGCCUGCCUUCUCACACUUAUCCAUAAUUUUGACAGCAUUUGUAGAUUUUCUGUCAAUUCUGCUAAGGCACUCUACUUCUCAGUUAAACUUCUGUGGAUGUUGCUGAUCUUUCCUCAUCCUUGAGAUUAUGUUCUCCAUUCUCUGGACUGUGGCAAAAAGAGCCCCGGGAAGCCCAUACCAUCAAUUUCCUCCAGCUGGGUCCUUCUGGAAUUAAAUGACACAGUAGCAACUUGUUAAUCACUGUAUGACAAUGAACAAGAAAGUAUGAUAACGAGCAAGGGGAGUCCCUGGAUUUGCUGGGAGGGUGGAUUCCUGGUAGAACUUUCCUCAUAACUUGACCUUGUCAAAGCUUCCCAGGGGACAGAAAUGAUCAAAUUAUCAUCUCAGAAAUUAGAGACAUUGAUGCAGGAGUGUCUUCCUUCAAAUAAAAAAAAAUCCAGAAAACAGAAAAACACCUUAAUGAGAAAUGGUGGCAAGAAGCUGUAUGCUUUACCACUGUCCUCUUUCACCAUCAAAUUAUCGUGGUACAUGGAGCUUCAGGGAUAGUGAAAGACUUGCCUGAGCAGGUGUAGAGCAUGGAGAGAGCCUCUUCCACCCAUGCGUGUUUGCAUUUGAAGAAGUUGUAGUAGUCCCAUUCAUAGCAGCAUCAAACUUUGCUUUUGAACCAAAACUAAACAAUGCUGAAAUCUAAUAAUUUUCUUAGUGGCCCUCUUCUGCUACUCUUCACAAAUGUCUGUCUGUCUUGUGGCCUCAUCACUCUGAACUGAGCAAAAAUCUGGGAAAACAUGAGAAUUCAACCAUAUCAACUGUUAUUAUCUCUUUACUGGGGUUGUACAAUCCUUUUGUCCUUUCUGUAGUUUUCCAUUUAAAUAUAGAGUGUCUUGGAGUCCCAGAUGCCUAAAGAACUCUGUAAGUAUCUCUUAGGCUUUAAAUCACGUGGCUUUGAGUGAGUUGUGUAUGAAAACCUGUACCUAGAGAUUUGACUCCUUUCCUAAAAAAACCCCAUGAUAACAAAGAAAACUUGCAACAAAACUGAAAACAUGUCUAAUGACUGGAUUUACUGAUGAGAUAAAAACAGAGGCUCAUUGAAAUAUUCCCAUUUCAAAGGUCAUUGAAAGUUAAAGACUGUACAAAGCCUUUAACCCUGAAUUCAGUGAUGGAAAGCUACAAAUAUGGGUAGCCUCUGCAGGGCUGUCUUACCCACAGCAAAAUUCAAUUAAUUUCGCUGAUUGAACUCCCUCACUCUAAUCUACCUGGCAACAAGACAUUAUUUAACUUUUCUCAUUAGAUCAUUCAUUGCACUCCCCAUAUUACAAUUACGGAGUUCAUCUAGACUUUUACAGCUGAAGGAAAUGGCUGUGCUAGUCCAGAGUGUGUUGUGGUUGCUGAGGUGGCCUGAAGCAGAAACAGGCUGCAGCUUGGAGCUAGAAUCCAUGUAAUGCAGAUGUCAGCAUCAGACAUAGAAGCUCUCCAAAUACACACCUGCAUACUGCAUAUAUAUAUAUAUAUAUAUAUAUAUACACACAUACAUUCAUACAUAGGGGAGCAAAACUCCAGAAAGGUGCAUGCAUAACUCUAAAUGUGACUCACGACUGGUGCUGCCACGUUUUCAGGCUGUGGUUGAAAUGAAAGAGCUUUUUGUCCUGUGUUAUUAUUUGAGGAUACACUAGUAGGAUGAAGAGCUAGAUUUCUUCCCACUUGCCAGCACUUCAGUUUAAGGAUAGCUGUGUCCAAGGGAAAUGCAAAACACAUGCCAAUGAAAUGGCCAAAAGGACUUACUAUCACAGUGAUGUUCUCUUCUGUCACACCAAGUACAUGCAAGGGCUUUGUUCAAAGCUUCAAAGUGGAUGAACUGCUUCAGUUAGGUGCGGACAUAGAAACGCAGGCAGAAAAAUCUUUUUCUCUGCCAAUAAAAAGUGAGGAAAAUGGGUAAAAUAAGAUGGAAAAAUAAAAGUAAGAGAGAAACCAUAUUAAUUAUUGUAGUUUGAGUGGUAAACUGAAAGGAGAAAUGAAAGUCAAAAUAACAAAGCCUGAAUAUCAUGUUCAGUGGAUUUCUAAUUCUGUAUAUAUCUAUUAAACCAGUGCUAUAUGAUAUCUUCUUAUGGGUUACUUUCUUUUCCUGUUCCUUUUCCUUUUUUUUUUCCAGUUUGUAUAUUGAUUUUGUAAGCUAGCAGUGUGUUACCUUUUCAAUUUUUUAAAACUUGUAUGAAAGCCAUAUAUCCACAUUGUAGAACGAAAGCAUUAAUCCUGUAACAUCCCUUAAUGUUUCCCUUAGCUCUGUGGGAUUGUGGGGGGCUCUAGCGAAUGUAUAUGUUUAUUAAUUGUAUCAGCAUAAUUUACUUGCUCUUAGUGGCGAUAAAGAAUUAAAUAAACUAAUACACAGA